CCCGGAAUACGACACGAUCCGGUCGGUAGGGCUGCUCCCGGCUCCAGAGGAGGCGAUAGAGAAGGAAAAGCCGACGAGAGAGGGGCGAGAGAGAGAGAGAGAGAGAGAAGUGACGGGAAGGGAAGGAAGGCGACCACGCUUCCUUUUCCGAUUUCUUUCUUCUUUGUUUUUGAUCUAAUCUUAGGAAGAAGAAGCAUCGUUGACGCUUUUGAUCCAUCCUUCGCUCCCUCCCUCCGUUUGUUGAUCCUAGAGUCGGAACGAGAGGAGUGCUUUCGAUGGCGCCGGGGCAGGGAACGCAGCAGCAGUUCCGGUAUACGCAGACGCCAUCGAAGGUGCUGCACGUCCGGAACCUGCCGUGGGACAGCGCCGAGGAGGAGCUCGUCGCCCUGUGCAGGCCAUUCGGCAAGAUCGUCAACACCAUGUGCAACGUCGGCGCCAACAAGAACCAGGCCUUUGUAGAAUUCGCUGAUCUUAACCAAGCAAUUUCAAUGGUGUCAUACUAUGCUUCUUCAUCUGAGCCUGCCCAAGUUCGUGGAAAAACUGUCUAUAUCCAGUAUUCUAAUAGGCAAGAAAUUACGAAUAACAAGAGUACUGGAGAUGUUCCUGGGAAUGUCUUGCUGGUCACUAUUGAAGGUGUUGAAUCUGGGGAUGUCAGCAUUGAUGUGAUUCAUUUGGUGUUCUCUGCUUUUGGGUUUGUGCAUAAAAUUGCAACAUUUGAAAAAGCUGCUGGCUUUCAGGCACUAAUCCAGUACACAGAUGCGGAGACUGCUGCAAGUGCAAGAAAUGCAUUGGACGGAAGAAGCAUUCCUAGGUACUUACUACUUGAACACAUUACAACUUGCCAUUUGCGGAUCACAUAUUCGGCCCAUACAGAUUUAAGUAUAAAGUUCCAGUCACAUCGUAGCAGGGACUACACAAAUCCCUUUCUUCCUGUGAACCCUUCAGCAAUUGAGGGUUCUGUACAGCCACUGCUUGGUCCUGAUGGAGUGAAAAAGGAGACUGAAAGUAAUGUCCUUUUGGCUUCCAUAGAGAAUAUGCAAUAUGCUGUGACAGUUGAUGUUCUACAUACAGUCUUCUCCACCUUUGGAACUGUGCAGAAGAUUGCAAUUUUUGAGAAAAAUGGUGGCAUGCAGGCAUUGAUACAAUAUCCUGAUGUGACAACUGCUUCAAUUGCCAAGGAAGCUUUGGAGGGACACUGCAUUUAUGAUGGUGGUUAUUGUAAGCUUCAUUUGACAUAUUCUCGUCAUACUGAUCUCAGUGUUAAGGUGCAUAAUGAUAGAGGCAGAGACUACACUGUUCAGGACACUGGUGUACUAAUGACGUCCCAAGCUCCUAGUUUGCCGACCACUACUGGUUGGCAAGUUCAUCCUCAAUCUACAACCACAUAUAUUGGCAAUGAUUUCACAGCUACAGGACAAGUGACAGUUCCGCAUGGCCAAGUGACGACAUGGAAUCCUAGCUUGUCAAGUGGAAGCUUUGCCUCAGCUUCUAACAUGUUCCCCAGUCAGACAUUUGCAACACCUGUUUCCCAUUACCCAGUUUCAACCACUUCCAGUGCUCCUUCUGCGCUGCUUCAAGCUUCACAGGAGUCAUCUCAAUAUGGUCUUCUGGCAAAUGCACAGCCUGCUGCUGCACCAACCACCCAGCCUCCAUACUACACUACAUAAGCUGCAUCUUCUCAUAUUUUUUUAGGCCUCUGGACUCCACAAGUGAAGCUGCCUUGGACAUUUUCAAUAUUCACUCUACCAUCCUGUGCUCUUUCUCAACUUCACCCUCACCUUUAAAUGGACCUCUAAGAUACAGAACUUUGGAGCUGUAGAAAAGUUUCUUAGUAGGAGCCUUAUUAGCUACUCAA
Messenger RNA from Musa acuminata AAA Group (dessert banana), 1855 nucleotides. Its product is annotated as polypyrimidine tract-binding protein homolog 1-like. Gene Ontology annotation, cellular component: nucleus. Gene Ontology annotation, molecular function: mRNA binding. The record is from RefSeq and is a predicted model, not a curated record. The transcript has 11 exons. NCBI's taxonomy places the organism in Eukaryota, Viridiplantae, Streptophyta, Magnoliopsida, Zingiberales, Musaceae. Bases 276 to 1667 code for a protein of 463 amino acids. Gene Ontology annotation, biological process: regulation of RNA splicing.